CACGGCUGUGACUAGUAAGAGAAAGAAGAAAAAUGGGUGUUCUUGAUCACGUCUCUGAAUAUUUCGACUGCUCUCAUGGAUCCAAAAGACACAAAAGUCUACAGACGGUGGAUGUGAGGGUUUUGAUAGAUUGUGAAGGAUGCGAGAGGAAAGUAAGGAGAGCCUUAGAAGGAAUGAGAGGAGUAAGAGAUGUAACCAUCGAGCCAAAUGCUCAGAAAGUGACAGUGGUUGGGUACGUUGAGCCAAACAAAGUGGUGGCUCGGAUCAUUCACCGGACCGGUAAACGAGCCGAGUUAUAUCCUUUUGUUCCUUACGACGUGGUGGCUCAUCCUUACGCGUCUGGUGUUUACGAUAACAGAGCCCCGACUGGGUACGUUAGGAACACCGAGUAUGAUCCUCAUGUGUCACGGCUUGCACGUGCUAGCUCCACUGAGGUUCGUUAUACUACGGCGUUUAGCGACGAGAACGCCUCCGCUUGUGUUGUUAUGUCGUUUUUGUAUAAAAUAAACGGCAUAGCGUUUUCUUCUAGAACAUCGAAACAGCAUUGUUCCCUAAAACCCGCUUCAUUCCUCCUCUCAUCUCUCUACCUCUUUUUGGGCGGGAAACUGUACCAGAAAAACCUCAAGAGGAGAGAAAAAGCGAGAACGAGAACGAUUAAGGUAGAGAGAGUGAUGGCGGCGGAAGAGGGUAAAGAUGAGCCGGGAUUGGAUCAGGUGGAGGAAGAGUUCUCUGUGUGGAAAAGGAACACACCAUUUUUAUACGAUCUUAUGAUCUCUCACCCACUCGAAUGGCCAUCUCUAACUCUCCAUUGGGUCCCUUCGACGCCGAUUCCGUACGCGAAAGAUCCUUACUUCGCCGUCCAUAAGCUUAUCCUCGGGACUCAUACCUCCGGUGGUGCUCAGGAUUUUCUAAUGGUCGCCGAUGUCGUUAUUCCGACACCUGACGCUGAACCAGGGUUAGGUGGAAGAGAUCAGGAACCUAUCGUCCCUAAGGUGGAGAUUAAGCAGAAGAUACGUGUUGAUGGAGAAGUGAACAGAGCGCGGUGUAUGCCUCAAAAGCCAACUCUUGUGGGUGCUAAAACAAGUGGCUCGGAGGUGUUUUUAUUUGAUUACGCCAGACUCUCUGGAAAGCCCCAAACAAGUGAGUGUGAUCCUGAUCUGAGGUUAAUGGGACAUGAACAAGAAGGUUAUGGAUUGGCUUGGAGCUCCUUUAAGGAGGGUUAUCUUUUGAGUGGCUCACAAGAUCAGAGAAUCUGCCUUUGGGAUGUUUCAGCUACUGCCAGUGAUAAGGUUUUGAAUCCAAUGCAUGUAUAUGAGGGACAUCAAAGCAUCAUUGAAGAUGUAGCAUGGCACAUGAAGAAUGAGAACAUAUUUGGGUCUGCGGGUGAUGAUUGUCAAUUGGUUCUAUGGGACUUACGAACAAACCAAAUGCAACACCAAGUCAAAGUUCACGAGAGAGAGAUAAACUAUCUUUCUUUCAAUCCCUUUAAUGAGUGGGUACUAGCCACAGCUUCCUCAGACUCGACUGUCGCUUUGUUUGACCUUCGUAAGCUGACUGCGCCAUUACAUGUCCUGAGCAGACACGAGGGAGAAGUUUUCCAAGUGGAGUGGGAUCCCAACCAUGAAACAGUGCUUGCAUCUUCUGGCGAGGACAGAAGACUCAUGGUCUGGGAUAUCAACAGGGUCGGGGAUGAGCAGCUUGAAAUAGAGCUGGAUGCAGAAGAUGGUCCACCUGAGCUACUCUUCUCUCAUGGAGGUCACAAGGCCAAGAUAUCAGACUUUGCCUGGAACAAGGACGAGCCUUGGGUCAUCUCAAGUGUAGCUGAAGACAACAGUCUUCAAGUCUGGCAAAUGGCGGAAAGCAUUUACCGCGAAGAUGAUGAAGAUGAUGAUGAUGAAGGCAACCAAAAUGCACAACAUUCCAAUGAAAACCAGAAAUGAUUAAAGUCUUUUGGUGGAUGAUGAUGACUUAUAACUGUUGUUGUUAACGUGUUUGAGCCAAUAUAUAUUAAACAAGUUUGGUGUAUGAGUUAUGCUAAGUAUGAAACACUCGUUUAUUCCAGGACAUCUGCUAUGAUUCUUGAUUUUCAUAGUUCACUAAACCCUAUUGCAAAGCAUGAUCUUGUGAUUGGUUCAAGUAAAAGUUAAGCAAUAGAUCCUAUUUCAAGUC
This is a messenger RNA of Arabidopsis arenosa, 2169 nucleotides long. Lineage: Eukaryota; Viridiplantae; Streptophyta; Magnoliopsida; Brassicales; Brassicaceae. The record is from the annotation of a GenBank genome assembly.